Messenger RNA from Penicillium diatomitis, 1884 nucleotides. RefSeq names its product putative serine/threonine protein kinase (Nrc-2). Gene Ontology annotation, molecular function: protein serine/threonine kinase activity; ATP binding. Bases 1 to 1884 code for a protein of 627 amino acids. Gene Ontology annotation, cellular component: nucleus; cytoplasm; plasma membrane. The transcript has 4 exons. Lineage: Eukaryota; Fungi; Ascomycota; Eurotiomycetes; Eurotiales; Aspergillaceae. The record is from RefSeq and is a predicted model, not a curated record. Gene Ontology annotation, biological process: protein phosphorylation.
AUGACGCAGCUUUUUGCGUCCACCCCGUCCCCAAUGACAAAUACCGAAAAGCGUGGGAAUUUCCCCGGCUUGUCCCUUCCUUCCCGCAAGCACUCAAAUGAAUCGAGCCAUCUGCCCACGAAGAUCAAGAACUUCUUUCGCAUGAACAGUUCCAGCGGUGGAAGCCCAGUCGGCUCAGACCGAGAGCGCGAGAAGGAACAUAGCCCCGCGAAGAACGAGAAGACAGGCUUCCGACAGUCACGAUUCCUCCCGACCAUCGGGCGUAAUCGAUCCACAACCGUGGCCAGCGAGGGCAAUCCUCUAGAUGACGCUAUCACCUCGCCCACCGCUUCAGCAAACCCUUACUUCGCUCACCAAGGCCAGCCAGCUCUGCGACAUCGCAACGAUGGGUCUGCCCCCUCCUCCCCUCCUGAUACCCCCGAGCUGCAGGUCACCGGGGUCUCGGCUGCCGAGCAGGCCGUUGCUUCCAACAAGGAAGAACUUGCUCGUAAGCUUCGGCGUGUAGCCUCUGCGCCCAAUGCGCAGGGACUCUUCUCCAACGGUCAGGGUAGUGGCCGUCCACAAACCGCCGAGAUGGGCAAGGAGACCGUCGUAGAACUUUCCGAGUCCCAGCUCUCGGCGGAAGAGAAACAUCCUGCCCUCUCUGUGCCUUCCAUCCGUCUUGCUAGCCGGACAGAUAACAACAAUGCUGCCUUCCGCCGCACUUACAGCUCCAACUCCAUCAAGGUCCGCAACGUGGAAGUGGGGCCUGCAAGCUUUGACAAAAUCAAGCUGAUCGGCAAGGGCGACGUGGGGAAGGUGUAUCUGGUACGAGAGAAGAAGUCGAGUCGCCUGUACGCCAUGAAGGUGUUGAGCAAAAAGGAAAUGAUCAAGCGAAACAAGAUCAAGCGUGCUCUGGCAGAGCAGGAAAUUCUUGCAACGAGCAAUCAUCCGUUCAUUGUUACCCUCUACCACUCCUUCCAGUCCGAGGACUACCUCUAUUUGUGCAUGGAGUACUGCAGCGGUGGAGAAUUCUUCCGAACUCUGCAAACACGACCUGGGAAAUGCAUCACUGAGGAUGCUGCGCGCUUCUAUGCCGCAGAGGUAACCGCUGCUCUGGAGUAUCUCCAUUUGAUGGGAUUCAUCUAUCGCGACCUGAAGCCAGAAAACAUUCUACUCCACCAGUCUGGCCACAUUAUGCUUUCAGACUUUGACCUCUCGAAGCAGUCAGGUCCCGGCGGUGCUCCCACCAUGAUUCCCGGGAGAAGCGGCGGGUCAUCAAUGGCUGCCCUUCCAACAAUUGAUACUAAGUCAUGCAUUGCCGACUUCCGCACAAACUCCUUCGUAGGCACCGAGGAGUACAUUGCCCCUGAAGUAAUCAAGGGCUGUGGUCACACCAGUGCCGUUGACUGGUGGACCCUGGGUAUCCUUAUUUACGAGAUGCUUUAUGGAACCACCCCCUUCAAGGGCAAGAAUCGGAAUGCCACCUUCGCAAGCAUCUUGCGAGACGAGCCUCCUUUCCCGGAACAUUCCGGGGCUCAGCAAAUCUCGAAUCUGUGCAAAUCAUUGAUUCGCAAGCUCUUGAUCAAGGACGAGACCAAACGUCUUGGCGCUCGCGCUGGCGCUUCUGAUGUCAAGACUCACCCCUUCUUCCGAACGACCCAAUGGGCUCUGAUCCGCCACAUGAAGCCUCCCAUGAUCCCUCACCAGGGCCGUGUCGGUACUGACACUGUGAACUUCCGCAAUGUCAAGGAGAGUGGUAGUGUGGACAUUGGAGGCACGACCAACCCGAGCAAGUUGAAGGGUGUUCCCAUGGACUCGGGCCUGGCCACCCCGAACGCAGAAUUGAACGAUCCGUUUGAGGAGUUUAACAGCGUGACUCUCCACCACGAGGGAGAUCACUAA